AUGAACGAUGACAGGCUAAUCCGCGAGAUUGAGAAGAGAAGGAUGUUUUACGACACCAAAGACUUGUUUUACAAAGACAAUUUAGUAAAAGAGAAGGAGUGGGCCGCGAUGGCCAAGAUCCUGGGGUUAGAGGUGGACUUCUGUAAAUCCAGAUGGAAGGCUCUGCGGGACGGAUACGUCAAGGCUAAGAACGUUCAGAAAGAAUACAGAUACGCAGAGAAGAUGGCUUUCCUCUUGCCUUUCCUCCAAAGCAGACGUGGUAACGGCGGCAGCAGCAGCAGCAGCAGCAAUAAACGUUACUGCGACGACACAGACGGAGACGCCGACUCUCUGGGGGAGAACGGAGACCUCCUGGCGGCCGCUGCAGCUUCAGCAGAGAUCGUGUCGUCUCGUCUCCCUAAGAUAAAGCGCUCCUCGUCCCCCCUGUCCAUCAGUCCCCUCGGAUCGCUGGGUCCCAUCCCGCCCUGUCCCAAAGACGUCCCCACCACAGACCUGGACGAGUCGUACCACUUCGCCAUGAGCCUGGUGCCCAUUCUGAGCCGCAUGGACCGAAACACCAGGAGGCAGGCCCAGGUCUUCAUCCUGAACGGCCUGGGGAACUUUGAGAAUCCACUCUAA
Molecule: messenger RNA, 618 nt
Organism: Knipowitschia caucasica
Lineage: Eukaryota; Metazoa; Chordata; Actinopteri; Gobiiformes; Gobiidae
Source: the annotation of a GenBank genome assembly